UGGCCGCGUGAGAGUCUAAAAACGGUCUCACUACUGUCAAUGGCUGAAGAGCGAUGAAAUCAACAGAACCUUUGAGUCUGUCACCCAAGAAACUCAACUUCGUCUCCAACUCUACCAGAAAUCAGCAAUCUGCAACAUUGAAUGGGGAAUCACUAUCAAAACCUCAACUAGUCACAAAAAUGGUUGAAACCAGCGAAAUCGAAAACAAUGUCUGUGAUACAUCGAAACAAACAGUGGAAGUACAUGUGCACCAAGAGAAUGGUUACAGUAGUGAAGACUGUUCCCAACAAGAGAAGUUUGUAGAUUCUGGUAGGGGAAGAGAGGUUGUCAAUGGUAAACGUAGUCCUAAUAACUGUAGUUCAGAAUCAGAAAGGAGCUGCACUAAACUCAGUUCAAGUAGUGGAAAUGGAGGGUUGAGGUCAGAAUUAGAAACUGGUUGUACCAAAUCAACCGUUAAUGAUGGUUCAAGAUCUAAAUUAGAUAUGAAUUGUACAAAACCAAGCCUCACAAGCAGAGACAGUGCAGUGUUUGAUGUAGAUCUAGCUUCAGGUGACGAUGAAAUCAGCUGUUUUGAAGAGGCUACCAGUUCUAGUAAGGGGGCUGACGAAAUCCUAGCUGCUACUCCUGUGGAGGUUGGAGGUGUGAGUUUGGUAAAUGGUUACAAGAAAAAUUCACAGGAUCCUUUGUUGCAGAAACUAUCAUCUCCAGUGAAAACUAAUGGCGAAAGUCUUGUCAAUGGAUACGAGAAUCAGUCAGAGGAUUCUUUGUUAAAGACACUAUCAACCCCAGUAAAAUCGAAUUGUGUGAGUUUGGUCAACGGAGACGAAAAAUCAGCUCAGGAUUCUUUGAGCAGCAGAGAAAUAAAGACGGUUAGUGGAGAUGUGGAACGGAAACAGAGAACUGGUUCAAUUUUUUCCAAAAAUGGUUUGCGGGACAGUUUCAAAAAUAUGAAACGAUCAAUUGUUGGGUCAAGUAGUAAUGGUUUGGUGGAGAAUCGGAGAACAUUGAAAGAUGUUGAUCAAAAAAGUGGAACUGCUGAGGGUGAGAAGAUCUCUUCAAGUGAUGGUGAACACAGAAAUGGAGUGCUGCAAGGUAGUGGUGAUCAGAAUCCUUCAAGUUUUGGAGUAACACAAGGAACUGGUGAUCAAAACCCUUCAAGUUUUGGAGUAACACAAGGAACUGGUGAUCAAAACCCUUCAAGUUUUGGAGUAACACAAGGAACUGGUGAUCAAAACCCUUCCAGUUUUGGAGUAACACAAGGUAGUUCUGGACACCUCCAAGGUCUUGGAGUUAUCGCAAAGUGUUCCAACGGACCACAUCUGGCAAAAGCGUCUUCACUGGAGUCUCUGUCAGAUGCUGGAGGAAGGUUUGAGAGGGACUCUGAACUGAGGAGGUCCAAAAGCUCGAUGAACGGUUUCUGCAGUGGCAGAUCCAGGUCUGACCCUGAUGAGGAUAUUGAUGACUUGCUGCUCCCGGGUGGUAGACAGAACAAUGAAGGAUUCGAUCAUUUACCGGUAAGUUAAUUGAACAUAAUUUAU
Nilaparvata lugens (brown planthopper) is the source of this 1538-nucleotide messenger RNA. RefSeq names its product hyphally-regulated protein-like. Lineage: Eukaryota; Metazoa; Arthropoda; Insecta; Hemiptera; Delphacidae. The transcript is spliced from 3 exons. The record is from RefSeq and is a predicted model, not a curated record. Bases 54 to 1523 code for a protein of 489 amino acids.